Thyridium curvatum is the source of this 1581-nucleotide messenger RNA. RefSeq lists its product as uncharacterized. The transcript has 2 exons. Bases 1 to 1581 code for a protein of 526 amino acids. The record is from RefSeq and is a predicted model, not a curated record. Gene Ontology annotation, cellular component: cytosol; septin ring; septin complex. Gene Ontology annotation, biological process: cytoskeleton-dependent cytokinesis. NCBI's taxonomy places the organism in Eukaryota, Fungi, Ascomycota, Sordariomycetes, Thyridiales, Thyridiaceae. Gene Ontology annotation, molecular function: molecular adaptor activity; GTPase activity; GTP binding.
AUGAGCGCACCACCUCGCCGCUCCAGUCUCGGAAUGUUAUUGCGACGCAGCAAGUCGGGCGAGCUGAGGGGCAAGAAGGGGCAAGCGCUUAGAGAGCAGGAGCUCCAGCGUCAGCGUGACGCCUCCAUCCCCAAGAACCCUCCGCGCCUUCCCGUCCUCUACAAUGGCGCCCCCGCCCCCAACUUCCAGAGCUCCUUCGGCGGCGACAUUCGCCCGGACUCUCUCGACGUCCCUCCGGAGCACUACUCACACUCGACGCCCCGGCCUUCCAUGGAGCCCGGCCGAUCUGUCGUCAGCGUCCCCGUCCCGCCCAUCCCCCACGGCGGUGCCUGGGACCCCUAUGCCCGCACCGAGAGCAUGACCCACCGCGGCCGGUACAGCUACGCCAGCAGCGCCAUCAGCACCAUCAACAGCCCCCGGCGUGUCCGCAGACGCAAGGACCCCACGCCUUUCAACAUUCUCAUUGUGGGAACUCGCAACGCAGGCAAGACCUCUUUCCUCGAGUUCCUGAAGACCUCGCUGGCCCUGCCUCCCAAGAAGCGCUCCAAGAGCACCAUUGAGCAGGAGGAAUACAUGGCCAUGUCUCCGCCAUCUGGCAACUUCAUUCCCCACUUCCUCGAGAGCGAGAUCGACGGCGAGAGGAUCGGGCUGACCCUCUGGGACUCGGAGGGCCUGGAGAAGAAUGUCGUCGACUUGCAGCUCCGCGAGAUGUCCGCCUUCCUCGAGAGCAAGUUCGAAGAGACGUUCACAGAGGAGAUGAAGGUCGUGAGAUCGCCUGGCGUACAGGAUACCCACAUCCACGCAGUCUUCCUCAUCCUCGACCCUGCCCGUCUCGACCGCAACAUCGCAGCCGCCAAGGCUGCUACCGCCAAUGGCCAUGGCCACAAUGGCAAGUACGCUCCUCCAGUCCGCGUCGUCGGCGGCCUCGAUGAAGACCUCGACCUCCAAGUGCUCCGGACGCUUCAGGGCAAGACGACCGUCAUCCCUGUCAUCUCCAAGGCCGACACGAUUACCACCAAGCACAUGAACGUCCUGAAGAGGACCGUCUGGGAGAGCCUGAAGAAGGCGAACCUCGAUCCUCUUGAGGCCCUUGGCCUGGACGAUGAUGGCGAUAGCUCAACAACAAAUUCAAACAGGAUCGACGAGGCUGACGAGGACAACCUCGACGCUGAGGCCGGUAGUGAAGAGGAGGUGGAAGAGGGAGAGAAUCCCGAGCACGACCUACCUAUCCAGGGGCGCGAAUCAGCAAACUCAUCUCCCUCAAAACACUCCAAGAGAUUGUCGACCAACUCGGUCCGACGCAACAAGACCGAGGAGCUCAAGGAGGACGAGACUCCGUUCAUUCCCAUGUCCAUCAUCAGCCCAGACAUCUAUGAGCCUGGUGUUGUUGGCCGCCAAUUCCCCUGGGGUUUUGCCGAUCCCAACGACGAAGAGCACUGCGACUUUGUGCGUCUCAAGGACGCCGUCUUCACUGAGUGGCGCGGUGAGCUGCGCGAGGCCAGCAGAGAACAGUGGUACGAGGGCUGGCGAACCAGCCGUCUCAAGCAGCGGGACGGCCCAAAGGCCGCCCUGAGGCGAUAA